CGGAGAACAACUUCCCCGCCGACUUUUUGUAACACCAAAGAUACUUCUAGCGUGGACUGAACGAGUCCCCAAAAAUUUGCAGACAUGAAGACACAAUGGAAGGAAAUCCCCGUCGUACCUACGCACACCGAAUUUUUGGACAUCGUCUUGUCCAGGACACAGCGUAGACUUCCUACACAGAUUCGAGCCGGUUUCCAGAUCUCUCGUAUCCGAGCCUUCUACACUCGAAAAGUCAAAUACACGGCCGAGACAUUUGUGGAGCGCCUGCAACAAACGAUUGAUGCCUUCCCUCGCUUGGCCGACAUCCACCCGUUCCACCGUGAUCUUCUCAACACGCUCUACGAUGCCGACCAUUUCCGCAUUGCACUCGGUCAGCUGUCUACAGCCAAGUCAUUGAUUGAGGCUGUUGCUCGAGACUACGUUCGUCUGUUGAAGUACGGCCAGUCUCUGUUCCAAUGUAAACAGCUCAAGCGUGCAGCGCUUGGUCGCAUGGCGACAAUCUGCAAAAGAUUGAAGGAUCCUUUGGUUUAUCUUGAGCAGGUCAGGCAGCAUCUUGGUCGUCUUCCAUCGAUUGAUCCCAACACCCGAAGCUUGGUGAUCUGUGGCUAUCCCAACGUUGGAAAGUCCAGCUUUUUGAAGAACAUUUCCAGAGCCGAUGUUGACGUGCAGCCGUAUGCAUUCACAACCAAGAGUUUGUUCGUCGGUCACUUCGAUUACAAGCUCCUCCGUUUUCAGGCAAUUGAUACGCCCGGUAUCCUCGACCACCCCUUGGAGGAAAUGAACACGAUUGAGCACCAGAGUAUCUGCGCCAUAGCUCAUUUGAGGGCUGCCAUUCUCUACUUUAUGGAUUUGUCCGAGCAGUGUGGCUACAGUGUAUCUGCACAGAUCUCCCUGUUCAACUCCAUCAAGCCACUUUUUGCUGGAAAGCAGGUUUUCAUUGUUGUCAACAAAAUUGACUUGGUCCGCCCCGAGGACCUUGAUCCCGCCACUCAAGAGCAACUCAAGUCUCUCCUUUCUAGCGAAGUUGAACUCAUGGAGAUGAGCUGCACUACUACUGACGGUGUUUUCGCUGUCCGCAAUCAGAUUUGCGACAGACUUCUCGCAGCGCGACAGGCAGAGAAGCUGAAGGGUGCUACCAACAAUGUCGGCGAGCCUUCCGGUCGUCUCGGAGACCUUUUCAGAAGGAUCCACGUUGCCCAGCCUGCUGGCGGCGUUGUGCGCGAAACUUUCAUUCCGGAUGCGGCCAAGCAGAAGAAGAAGUACGAUCCCAAUGACCCAGACCGACCAGUUCUCGAGCGUGAUUUGGAGGAAGAGAACGGUGGUGCUGGUGUCUACAAUUUCGAUAUGCGCAAGAACUACCUGCUUGAAGAUGAUGAGUGGAAGCAAGACAGAAUCCCUGAGGUCUUUAUGGGACGUAACGUCGCCGACUUCAUCGAUCCGGACAUCGAAAGCAAGCUUCAGGCUCUCGAGGAAGAAGAGGAGAAGCUCGAGGCUGAUGGAUUCUACGAGUCUGAGGAAGACCUCGAGGAUGCUGAAGAGGCAGAGAUCCGAUACAAGGCCGAGCUCAUUCGUGAGAAGAGGCAACUUCUACGCAACGAAGCAAAGAUGAGGAAGAGCCUCAAGAACAGGGCGUUGAUUCCUAGGUCUGCUAAGGCAGUCCAUAUGUCAAAGAUGCAGUCCCAUCUCGAGGAACUUGGUUAUGAUACCUCCAAGGUGGCCGAGCGCGCACGCAGCCAGAGCCGUGGAAGGAGCACCCUGCGCGGCAAGUCUGAGGGAGGUGAUCCCGAUGCCAUGGAGGUCGAUACACCAAAGGCGGCAUUCGAAAGGGCGAAGAGCAGAGCCAGGAGCCAGAGCACCAAUAGGCGUAAUGACGGUGUUACUGACGAACUUGCCGUUACCAAGGCCGAGAAGCUGGCUAAGUUGUCCCAGAAGAAGAUGAACAGAAUGGCCAGACAGGGUGAGGCCGAUAGGCACCAGACCAGUUCGCUUUCGAAAUACUUGACUGUUGGCAAGCGUGGAAUUGGCAAGACAAACAGAAGGUAGACGUUCCCAAUCAUACGAUUCAUGUUGGCUCUGGUAUUCACAGGCGGAAAAAUCACGACAUGGCGUUCAGGAUGCAUUUGAUACCACCUCUUCGCCAUGCAGCAAAGGGAUUAGUUGGUGGACUUAUACAGAUUUCAUUACCAAAAUUUACAUGCGUGCUCUCGCUUUUUAGCUUCAACCAGGACGAAUUUGGAUGAAUGUGUUACUUAUUCCGACCCCAACCCAAG
Molecule: messenger RNA, 2270 nt
Organism: Aaosphaeria arxii CBS 175.79
Lineage: Eukaryota; Fungi; Ascomycota; Dothideomycetes; Pleosporales
Product: nucleolar GTP-binding protein-like protein
Exons: 5
Coding region: 85-2043 (652 amino acids)
Biological process (GO): ribosomal large subunit biogenesis
Cellular component (GO): nucleolus
Molecular function (GO): GTPase activity; GTP binding; RNA binding
Source: RefSeq, a predicted model, not a curated record